This is a messenger RNA of Auxenochlorella protothecoides, 468 nucleotides long. Its product is annotated as 50S ribosomal protein L10. Bases 1 to 468 code for a protein of 155 amino acids. Gene Ontology annotation, cellular component: large ribosomal subunit. NCBI's taxonomy places the organism in Eukaryota, Viridiplantae, Chlorophyta, Trebouxiophyceae, Chlorellales, Chlorellaceae. Gene Ontology annotation, biological process: translation. The transcript is spliced from 3 exons. Gene Ontology annotation, molecular function: structural constituent of ribosome. The record is from RefSeq and is a predicted model, not a curated record.
AUGGUUUGCAAGAACACACUCGUGUCAGUCGCGGCCAAGCAGGUCUCUGGCUGGGACGGUCUCACUCCCAUUGCAAAGGGCGACAACGCCUGGUUCUUCAUGGAGGAAGAGACCAUUUCUCAGGCAGUCAAGGCAUAUAUCGACUUUGAGAAGAAGCUAAAGGAGGCGCUGCCCCGUGAGGUCAGGAAGGAGGCCCGGCCCAUCGACGUCUCGGGCGGCGUGAUCGAGGGUCAGGACAUCGACUACCUGGCCUUCAAGUCCAUGGAGAAGAUGCCCAGCCGCCAGGAGCUCAUGGCCACCAUCGCGCGGCUGAUCAAUGGCGUGCCUACCAAGCUGGCGCGCUCCAUCAAGGCGGUGCCCACCAAGCUGGCCAUCAGCAUCAAGGCCCUGGCCGACGCCGAUGAGGACAAGUCGCAGCGUGUGGGCGACGUGCUCCCCCGCCAGCCCCCCACCGAGGCGGCGGUGUAG